Fusarium pseudograminearum CS3096 is the source of this 1149-nucleotide messenger RNA. RefSeq lists its product as uncharacterized. The transcript is spliced from 3 exons. Lineage: Eukaryota; Fungi; Ascomycota; Sordariomycetes; Hypocreales; Nectriaceae. The coding region runs from base 1 to 1149 and encodes 382 amino acids. The record is from RefSeq and is a predicted model, not a curated record.
AUGCCGCUUCAUCUCCUAGGCAAGAAGUCGUGGAACGUCUACAAUGCCGACAACGUCGCCCGCGUUCGUCGCGAUGAGGCUGCCGCGAAGGCCGCCGAAGAAGGGGAAGAGCAGCGCAUGCAGGAGAUUGAUGCGCAACGUCGAUUGGCCAUUCUACGCGGCGAAGAGCCUCCUCCUAUCGAAGAACCCGAAUCAACCAAGCCGAACGAGACAUCCAUUGGUGAUCGCGAUGCUUCACAUAGGGGACCGCGACGAAAGCGAAAGCGACCAGAUGAGGAUGACACCGACUUCGAAAUGCGAAUAGCAAGAGAGAAUGAAAACACAGCUCUCGUGAAAUCCGAGCCUGAGCGCAAGAGUACAAGCUCUGCGCCUAUUGUGGACCAUAAUGGACAUAUCGAUUUGCUCGGCGAUGAGAAGUCAAGGGCGCACGCAGAAAAGAAUGAAGAGGCCGAGAAGGAAGCCAAGAAAAAGAAGCAGAGCUAUGAAGACCAGUUUAUGAUGCGUCUCUCCAAUGCCGCAGGGAAGGAUGGUGUUCUACGACCAUGGUACUCGCAAGCCGAUGCUGCGGCCCCUGAUGCUUCGUCGAAGGAUGUAUGGGGAAAUCAGGACCCGAACCGUAGAGAUCGCGAUGCCAAACGAGUGGCGUCCAACGAUCCUCUUGCCAUGAUGAAGCAAGGAGCUUCCAAGGUUCGUGAGCUUAAACAAGACAGAAAGCGCUUCCAAGAGGAAAGAGAACAGGAGUUAAAGAAUCUGCGCCGCGAGGAGCGACAUCGCGAAAAGAAACGGCGACGACACGAAGGGACCGUAGUCGUGAUCGAGAGAGAUCAUCAGAUCGUCAUGAGCGAAGACAACGGUCUAAAGAGCGAGGGCAUGAUCGUGAUCGACAACAUGAUUCACGGAGUCGAAGACAUGAGCGUCAUGACAGAGAAGGGUCUCGGCAUGAGAGAAGGCGUCACGACGAUGAUGAGCCACGAAGAGAGAGGAGCAGGCAAGAUAAAGAACACCAUGAGAAACAAGACCUGCGGUCUGGAGAAAGAGGAGAUAAAGAGCGACGACGAAGUCGUCAUGAACUACGAUAGCGAUCGACAUGAUACCCGGCUACUUUUUAUACUAUGCUCCAUGAAGCAGUUUGAACCAAGAUUCUCUUGA